UUAUUAUUGAAAGGAGAGUAAGCAGAGAAAGAGAUUUUGGAGUGUGAAAAAACAAACCCUUUUGUCUAAAAUCUGUCUGAAAAUCUCAUUCACAUCUCUGCUUUUUCAUUCUCUUUGAGGGAAAGAUUUUCAAAGAGUAUCAACCCACACUCACCUGUUCCUUCUCCCUGUUAUACUCUAAUCUGAUGUUUACCCAAUAAGAACCAGCACCCCUCUUUUGUAUUUCUUCCACCAUUUUUCAUGCCUGUUUCAUGUUUUUUCCAUGCCUUCUGAGCAAAUCUUCUGCUUCAUUUGCGUGCUGUGGAGCUUCAUAUAGGUUCAACCCCUAUGAAUAGAUUUACUAGAGUAGGACAAAUGGAAAUUGCUAUGCUAUGCUACCAUGACAUAUAGUUCCUAUGCAGGAAAAUGAGCUGGUCUGGAGGAGAUUGGAUGUGUGGUGUUUGCCAGCAUAUAAAUUUCAAAAAGAGGGAAGCAUGCCAGAGCUGUGGAUACCCCAAGUAUGGGGAACCUGACCCUUCAACCUACAGAUACAACAGGACCGAAGCUUUGGCAGGGGACUGGUUCUGCAACUGUGGAGGUCACAACUAUGCCAGUAGAUCAAGGUGCUAUAAAUGUGGUGCAGUAAAAGAUCAUUACUUUUCAGUAUAUGGCACCAACUCUGGAGAAUAUGGAUCUGACACUCUCCCCCCAGGAUGGAAGACUGGAGACUGGCUUUGCCCAAGAAUAGGGUGUGGAGGGCAUAAUUAUGCUAGCAGAGAAGAAUGCUUUAAAUGCCAAAUGCCUAGGGAUUUUGGUGAGGGACUCUAACUUUUGACUAGAAGAAGAAAUUUCAGAUGAACUUUCUUCUUCAAACGACAUUCAUUCUAUGAUAAAUCAUGGAUCAAGGCCCUCUGGAAUAGUCAUAGAAUUGCUUUUUCAUUAGGAUGAAAUAAGGAUGUUAUGUCAUAUUGCUUCUAAUUACUAGUUGUUGUUACAGGUAGUUUUGAAAACCAUAUUCAAGUCAUAGUCAGACCUUAGUCAUCUUUUUAUUUUAUUUCCCAGAGAUUUCUGUCUUUAGACGUUAUGGCAGAGAACUAAUAGAAAAGUAAUUAAU
This is a messenger RNA of Vigna radiata var. radiata (mung bean), 1093 nucleotides long. Its product is annotated as ranBP2-type zinc finger protein At1g67325-like. The record is from RefSeq and is a predicted model, not a curated record. Bases 406 to 807 code for a protein of 133 amino acids. Gene Ontology annotation, molecular function: mRNA binding. Lineage: Eukaryota; Viridiplantae; Streptophyta; Magnoliopsida; Fabales; Fabaceae. Gene Ontology annotation, cellular component: cytoplasm. The transcript is spliced from 4 exons.